Molecule: messenger RNA, 1413 nt
Organism: Paramecium pentaurelia
Lineage: Eukaryota; Ciliophora; Oligohymenophorea; Peniculida; Parameciidae
Source: the annotation of a GenBank genome assembly
AUGAAUUCUCCCAGCAGUCCAAAUAGGGUGAUUAAUAAUUAAUUCCGUUUAAAGAAAAAAUUAUCAGCAGGGUCAUAUGGAGUAGUAUUUGAAGCAGAGGACAUUAUUAAAAAUCAAAUGGUUGCUGUGAAAAUAGAGAAAAAAGAAAAGAAUUCAACUUUGGAUAGAGAAAUACAUAUUUUAACAAGAUUAUAAGGCACUUAAGGAGUUCCUAAAUUAAUCUGGAGUGGAACUGACAAUAAUUCAAAUGUUUUAGUGUAAUAGUUAUUGAGUAAAGAUAUUGGGGCUUAUCUAAAAGAAUAUAGAAAGUUUUCACUAAAAUCAGUGUUAAUAAUAACUGAUUACUUAUUAUAAGUUAUAAGAAGAAUUCAUAACAAAUCAGUAGUGCAUAGAGACUUGAAACCAGAAAAUAUAAUGUACCAUUCUAAACAAAUAUAUAUCGUGGAUUAUGGGAUUAGCAAAUUAUAUAGAGAUAAUAACUUAAAGCAUGUGUAAAUAAUUUAGAUUGAUUUGAUAUUAGUCCUUUUAAAGAUGGAAGAUCUUUUGUGGGUACAACAAGGUAUGCUUCUAUAGCAGCUCAUAAGGGAUAUGAAAUAGGAAGGAAAGAUGAUUUGGAAUCAAUAAUUUAUAUUGAUAUUCUCAUGCUAAAAGGGUAUAUUUAAAUGGUUAACUUAGAAUUUAGAUCUUUGCCAUGGUAAAACAUGUUAGGUUAGAAUAAUAAGGAAAGACAAAAAUAAGUAGGUGAAAAGAAAAUUAAGAUGACACCUUAAGAAAUUUGUGUAGACUUACCUAUAGAAUUUGCAAAAGCCUUAGAGUAUAUAUAUAUAUUUAUAUAAUAACAUAGUUAUAUAAGAUCCUUGUAAUAUUAAAGUGAUCCUGAUUAUGAUUUUUUGAUUUAGUUAUUUAGGAAAUUAGCUUAGUCUAGGAAAAUAGAUUAUGAUGAUGUUUAUGAUUGGACAGUUUAGAAUAAUAACUUAAAUAGUAUUAAUCAAAAAUAAGAAAACUAGAUUAUAUAGGUUGCUUCUUUAUAAUAGUUUGAAAGAACUCCUUUUUCAAAAUAAAAUAAAUGGUAAAUUAUGAAAUAAAUAAUGAUAGUCAUUCAUUGAAAGUACCUUCUACAUAGGAUAUUUUAUAGGAAAGAAAGAAAUCAUUUUAAAAUACUUCAUAAAUAUAGUUAUUAAAACCAGAUGAUUUUAAUAAGUCAAUAGAAAAUACUUAUUAAUUAAGUCAGAUGGUAAAUGAAUGUGACUCGAAAUAAGAUUACAUAUCUCAGGAUGAUGAUGCUGUUGAUACUUUAUUUACUAGAUAUAAUACAUUAAAAAAAUAGAAUAUAGAAAUGUACAUUUUAUCUAUUAAAUUAGACAUCACCCUUAGAAUGAAUAAAAGGCAUCAAGUGGAUUCAAAAAUUUGUGA